This is a messenger RNA of Aspergillus glaucus CBS 516.65, 1898 nucleotides long. RefSeq lists its product as uncharacterized. Bases 39 to 1562 code for a protein of 507 amino acids. The record is from RefSeq and is a predicted model, not a curated record. The transcript has a single exon. Lineage: Eukaryota; Fungi; Ascomycota; Eurotiomycetes; Eurotiales; Aspergillaceae.
CUGGACCGAACAACAAAAUACCAGCCGCAACCGAGAUCAUGGCACGAACCGCUCAAACUGCCCCGAGAGCUGGGACGGUUGAUGUGCUCAGUGAUCGAUGGGCUCAGCGUGAAUACGUCGAUCACCAAGGAAACCCCGUGGUCCUUGGUAAAUUCAUCCAACAUGACGAAGAGUUCACUCAACCAGUGGGCAGGGCAAGAUACACGGUGCAGAUAUACAGUGCCAUUCCAAUUCAGGAGAAUGAUUAUGAAAAGCUUGAUGAUUAUCUCUCUGAAACCGACCCCCCUGAUGCGCCGAAGUUCGAGAUUUAUUCCUAUCGUCCGCGCAAUGCUCUUUCAUGUGUCGAGCACCAGAGACACGAGAUCGCGUAUCGCAAGCGUCUUCAUGCUGAGGCCGAAGCGGCGGGGCAAUCUACAAAGGCAUUACCUCCUCUGAUUCCCAUGGCUGAGAAACUUUGCAAGAGUCGUGACCGUGUGGGGUUUUGCUUAUUCCUCACUUCUGAAAGUUUCCGCGCGGUUCUGGGGACUGGACCGCAAUGGAUUCAUUUUGAUCGCAGAAUCCCAAGUGGUUUAUCGGAGAUCCCCAUAGUCGAACGCCUGGAAGGGUUUGGAGUUUAUCCUGAACUCUGGGAGCUUGAGGCCAUUGCUAAAAACCAUCAACGGCGUGUAGGCUCUGAUAUCAGAUGGGCUACAACUCGGAUCUGCCGUGGUGGUGAACUAGAUUAUGGACUUGAUCAAGAUGAGGGACAGCCAGUGCCAUCACUGUUUGAUGAUCCCGGACAUAUUAUGGAAGUCUUGACGCAGCAGAUGCAAGGCCUUUCCUUUGAUACAUUGCAUCUUACUCGAGGCCUCGGGCCCGAGGCAGUGACGGUCACGAAUGGGGCUUCUGAUUUUUCUGAGGAAUGUAACCUCCAGUACAUCGUCUAUGUCCCGUUCCUGGGCAAUAUCCAGAACCCUGCAGACCUCCUAGAGACUACUGCUCGCCUCUUCACUGCAAGCAUCGUCGCACAUAUAUCUGCCAUCAAAACAGUCCGUUUCGAAUUCCGCGUGCCAGAUUCAUCUUCAGUAUCAUCUAUCCUUCCUGAGCACCCCCAGUCCCUGCAAGUCCCACAGUUCACCUCAGGCGCCCUGCAAAAUCUAGACCAUAUGAAAUCCCAGCGAGAGCGAGUCCUCCCUCUCGAUCCCAAAGAUCGGGUCUACGACAAACAGCGGCUGCUAGAUCCUUGCAAGUUGUUUGCAGUCGUGCUCGAUCGACCGUCCUUCAUCACCGAACCAGGUGUCAUGUUUCUCCAGGUUACCUCUGAGUAUCCACCGCCACCAGAACGGCGUGCCAACAGCUCCGGCUUCGGUGAUGGGCAUUGGAUGGAGGUUCGGCGCAGUGCGGGGAUGCCUGAAGUAGCGAGGAGAUUGGCGAUGUUGACUGUAGAGGAGUGCCAGGGUGGAUAUGCUGAUACUCGCAGGGUUUUGUCGCAGGAGGAGUAUAGUGCUAUGUGGUCUGCAGUUCCGGAGUCGUAUAAGGAACGGCAGAAACGUCUUAGGCGGAGUCGUAUGACUUGUGGUUAGUUGGCUUAACGGUGAUUAUGUUGGAGGGCGCUUCAAUUUUCGUCAAUCAUGGGCCUUUUCUUGGGGGAAGGGGUGGGGGGGUUGAGACAUUUUGGAAAGGAAAGUGAUUUGCAGACUAAAUCAAUUGAGGACUAGAAAUACAACAAGUCUAACCAGGCGCCAAUGUCUAAAAAACAACCAAUGCACACACCAGGACGUAUCCAGAACAAAUACAAACUCCAAAACAGAAACAAAAAAACCGUUAAAUACAUAAAGAAACCGGAAACCAAAACAUCAAUCCAUCUCUCUCAUACACUCAUCUCAUUUAAUUCUGGCUGUCAUCGCCAUCCCCGUUGU